UUUGACAGAUAAAUGCUAGACCGCGCCGCAGAAUGCGUUCAAUCAUCUGUUAUUAAACGACCAUUUGCAAUUAUCGAACUCAAUUGACAUCGACAAUCGCAUCACAUAUCGAGACAUAUCGAGCACAAGAUGGCGUCAUAGAAUAGGCGCUUUGCUAUUUGGCGCGAUAUUCAAAAUUCAAUUUCAUGUGAAAAUUAUUUAAAUCCAUUUUUCCAUUAAUUUAAACAAUUUUUAAUUAAUGAAAAAAAUUAUGCAAUGCAUGAUUAAACAUAAUGAAAAAUUGUAUUCGAUAUGUUUCUUUUUUUUAAUUUUUUUUUAAAUUUCUUAAUUUAAAAAUGAUAUUGCAAACAAAUAAAAAUGACGAUCAAUCGUAAUCUUAAAAAUCUUUUUGACACUAUUCUGAAUUUGUGACAAAUAGAUAUUUUUAGAUCAAGUAAAAGUAUAUUUCGUAUCUUCUAGAAUGUAGAUAAUUUCGUCAUCUAACUAGAAAGAUCGAUUUCUACAGAUUAUUUUUAAAAAGUAGAAUCUUUACUUAACCCAAAAAAUAUAAUAUUCGUAGAAUAUUUUUAAAUAUAUUAUAUGAAAUGUGUUUUUGGUUAAUCGCAUAAUUUGAUGCUAUGUUAUUUCGAAUUCAUUUUUUACACGUUGAAAGAUAUUUUCUCUAUUGGAAUGCACAGCCGUUUAAAACAGUUGCGAUGACAGCGGCACGUGUCAUGGCGAGUGUGUUGUUAUAAACGAAAGUCGUAUACUGUUAGUCGUAGAUAGAAUUGAAAGCUAUCAAUUACAAUAUUCAAAAUGAAGGAAGAAACAGUGUUAAGUUUAAAGUGGCACAGUUUUCCAUCGCAUUUGGCGGUUUCUCUCGAUACAUGCUAUGAGAAGCAACAGUUUGUAGAUCUUUCUUUAGUAUGCAAAGAUGGGACAAUUAUAAAAUGUCAUAAAAUGGUAUUGGCUAAUUCGAGCUCAUUUUUCCGUCGUUUACUAGUUGCCAACGAUCAUCCUCAUCCUAUGAUUAUUCUUCACGAUAUUGAAGCAGACGAUCUCAAGACUAUCGUCAAUUUUAUGUACUGCGGUGAAAUACAAGUGGUUCAAAGUGAGGUUAGAAGGUUGUUAAAGUUGGCCGAAAUUUUGGAAGUCACUGGAUUACGACAUAUUAAAACUUCCGUUUUGGUAGGAGAAUCGAAUAACGCAUCUCAUGAUACAUCCAGGAAAACAACUACAGUAUCUCGUUUAAAAAUCGAAGAAACAAAGAGUCUACCUACCAAAACAGUACCUGAUCAUGAUUCUAAUAUUAGAUCACAAACUAAAACUAACAAUCAAACAAAAUUUACUUCAUCUACUCACCUUCAUAAAAGUGGAAAUAAAGUUCCACUAGAGGUUACUAAGAAAAAUGAAGAGGCUAAUAUUAAUUUAUUAAGUCAAUGUUUAGAUACAGGAAAAUCUGGAAUCAGUAUUGUAGACAUUAAUGAUAUGCCAAGUACUAGUAGAGGAAUUUCCAACCCACCGCCUCAAAAAAGAAAAGAAUCCUCUGAAUCUGUUAUUAGUUGGCCUCGUGUUUUAUCUGCUAUAUCAAAGGAUAAAUCUUUACCUUUGAAAAAAUUAUGUAUUAUGGAUGAAGUUGAAAUUACAGCUGGAAAACCAUCUGCAACUAAUCAAGAGUUUCAGAGGAAUGAACCUUUAGACAGAAGAAAACAAAGGACUAAUUCGGAAAGCAAUGAAUCGAUGAAGUGUGCAGUUUACAUAAAAGACGAGGUGGAUAUAUUUGAAAUGGAAGAAGAUGCAGAUAUGGAUCCUCUUGAAGUUGAAGAAAUAGAAAAUGAAAGUUCAGAUACUAUUAUGGGUUCUUCUCAAAUUUUUCCUGUCACAAAUGUGGAACAAACGUAUUAUAAUGCAGGAACACUUUCGGAAUAUCCUCCAAGAAAAGGAUCUAAUGGUUAAUACAUAAAACACUGUGUUUUAAAAUUGAAAUUAUUGAUAUAUAUUGCUUUGAAUAUAACACUUAGACUGAAUAAAACUUUUUUGUGAUUAUAAAUCUUUUUUAACCAAAAAAGCUGCAAAAUUUCAAUAUAUAUAAAUUAACCAUAAUUCACUAUCAUACUUGUUACUUUCUUACAUGAUCUUGUUCAUUUUAUAAUAAAUCAAUUCAAAAUAAA
Molecule: messenger RNA, 2150 nt
Organism: Apis cerana (Asiatic honeybee)
Lineage: Eukaryota; Metazoa; Arthropoda; Insecta; Hymenoptera; Apidae
Product: protein abrupt
Biological process (GO): regulation of transcription by RNA polymerase II
Cellular component (GO): nucleus
Molecular function (GO): protein binding
Source: RefSeq, a predicted model, not a curated record